Seriola dumerili (greater amberjack) is the source of this 801-nucleotide messenger RNA. RefSeq names its product protein-lysine methyltransferase METTL21C-like (gene mettl21cb). The transcript has 4 exons. The record is from RefSeq and is a predicted model, not a curated record. Gene Ontology annotation, biological process: peptidyl-lysine methylation. The coding region runs from base 1 to 801 and encodes 266 amino acids. NCBI's taxonomy places the organism in Eukaryota, Metazoa, Chordata, Actinopteri, Carangiformes, Carangidae. Gene Ontology annotation, cellular component: cytosol; cytoplasm. Gene Ontology annotation, molecular function: protein-lysine N-methyltransferase activity.
AUGGAGAGAUCGUCCAAAGUCAGCCGAUCAGUCCAACAGGAGAAUCCUGGAAAACAGAAGGAGGCGAAUGACAAGACCCAGGAUGGGAAACUACAGGUGAAGCAGGAAACCACAGAUGAAGCACUAACAGACCAAAACGUGAUGGCCGGGGAGGCUUUGGACCGGAGGAACAUCUGGGAGCCGAGUGUUUACUACGCGCUGGGAAAGGAGUCUUUUUAUUUUGCUGGUCAUAACAUCAGCAUCCGCGAGUCCAUAGAUAGUUAUGGUGCUCUGAUCUGGCCUGGGGCCGUAGCUUUGUGCCAGUUUUUGGAGAAUAACCAGCAGCAAGUGAAGCUGAUGGACAAAGCCGUGCUGGAGAUUGGAGCUGGGACCGGUUUACUCUCCAUAGUGGCAAGUCUGCUCGGGGCUUGGGUGACAGCUACUGACCUGCCAGACAUCUUGUCUAAUCUGACCUUUAACCUUCUGCGAAACACCAAGGGCCGCUCCCGCUACACCCCUCAGGUGGCCGCCCUAUCCUGGGGUCAGGAGCUGGAGCGAGACUUUCCCUACCCGUCCUACCACUACGACUACGUGCUCGCAGCUGAUGUAGUCUAUCACCACGACUGUCUCGAGGAACUGCUGGAAACCAUGCGUCACUUUUGCCGACCAGGAAGUCAAACGACGCUGCUGUGGGCCAACAAGAUCCGGUUCCAGUCAGACGUGAAGUUCACAGAGCGCUUUAAGAGCAGCUUUAACACCACGCUGCUCACUGAGCUCCCCCAGCAGGACGUGAGGAUAUACGAGGCCACAGCAAAGGAGUGA